GCCUGCGCUGACCGACACACACACACACCAGGUCCUUCCCAGGCCAUUCCCAGCAGAGGUGCAGGGUCCUCUCCGACCAGCCUCAUGAGGUCCCCAGGGCAACUUUUGCUCCUUGGAUCGCUGGCCCUCUGGGCCAACCUGCCUGCGGUGUCCGGCGACUUGGGGAUCUGCAUCCUUCCUCCGGACGGGGGGCUCUGCUUUGUUCUAGAACGGCGCUGGUACUACGACUACGAGAAGAAGAAAUGCCUCCCCUUCUCCUGGGGCGGGUGCACCAGCAACGAGAACAACUUUGAGACCCGAAAGCAGUGCGAGGAUGCCUGCAGCCAUUACGGUUAACAGAGACGCUGGAGAGGAGAGGCUGAGCAACAUUGGGAGCAGCCGACAGGCGCAAGACCCCGGAUGUGGACCCCCAGCCGAGAGCCCCAGGGCAGGGGGCAGGGCCGGGGGCGGUGGGGGAACCCUGUGUCUUGUGCUCCUCAAAUAAGAAAGGCAAGCACUCUCGCACAUGCCUCCAUCCAUCUGACUCAGCUUUUGUGAAUGAGAGGGUGUUCCCAUAAGGAAGGGGUAGGGGUGGAGGGGAAUGGAACGGAUGACGUUGCCUUCAAGAGAAACGGUCUCCUUCAGGUCUGACGGAAGAAGGACAGGGUUAGCCUUUGCUGAACGGGGUCUGGCCACGCUGACGAGACAGGGACGCCUCCAAAGAGCUGGGUGGGUGGGAAGGCCAACGGCACGGGGAGGGCAGGGAACCCAUUUAGAAACCUCCCCCUUCCAGGAGGUCUGCUGGGCUUAGAUGCAGAGACUCUUUUGCAGGAAGUUCAGCCACAAAUGGGGGUGUGGGUGCGUGUGCUGGCCUGCGGCUGAAUCCCGUCCACAGGUCUUUCCCAUUUCAACCCACAAAGGGCCCAUGGAUGCCCCUCCCCUUUCCCAGAUCCCACCGCUGCCACCAAAGCACCCCCUCCCAGGGAUCCCCCAUACACCCCACUGGCCUGGGAGUAUGGGGCGGGGAGAGGCGUCCACCCCCAUCAGAGCCAACGGUGGAGGGAUCCAAGCCAUUGUCUUCAGCCUUUAAUGUCGGAUGACACAAAU
Messenger RNA from Pogona vitticeps (central bearded dragon), 1086 nucleotides. The record is from RefSeq and is a predicted model, not a curated record. Lineage: Eukaryota; Metazoa; Chordata; Lepidosauria; Squamata; Agamidae.